Messenger RNA from Ficedula albicollis (Collared flycatcher), 4151 nucleotides. RefSeq names its product family with sequence similarity 179 member B (gene TOGARAM1). Gene Ontology annotation, cellular component: cytoplasmic microtubule; cilium. The record is from RefSeq and is a predicted model, not a curated record. NCBI's taxonomy places the organism in Eukaryota, Metazoa, Chordata, Aves, Passeriformes, Muscicapidae. The transcript is spliced from 22 exons. Gene Ontology annotation, biological process: microtubule cytoskeleton organization. The annotation marks the transcript as partial. Gene Ontology annotation, molecular function: microtubule binding.
GGGUCGGCGCUGGGGCCCGGCGGCAGCGGGGCGCUGCUCCGCGCCCUGGACAGCGUGGAGCUGCGGGCCGGCGGAGCGGGGGUGGUGCGCGCCGUGCAGGCCCGCCUGGCCAGGAAGGUGCUGCCCAGGCUGGGCGAGCAGGGACUGGUGGAGUACGGCGUGCCCUUGUCGCCCUCGGGCGGCCGACACCGAGUGGCUGCCGAGGGGCGAGCCGACACCGAGUGGCUGCUGAUGGGCAGCAGGAGCCGCAGCGCGCACGGGCACUGCGGGCACCCCGCCUGCCGCGACCCCCGGCGGGGACCGAGCCCCCGCAGGGUCCUGAGCGCCGGCAGAGGCAAAAACAAGCUGCCCUGGGAGAGCGAGCUGCCCGCGGACAGGGAAGGUGCCUCGGGAGUGAGGAAGGGUGUGGAACAGUUGGCUGCAUCCAGUGAUUUCCUUCACUCCCCGAAGCUCCGGGGAGUCCCAAGCAGUGAAGAUUUGUUUGCCAGCAGGAGCAGAGCUCCCAGGACUUUGUUGGAGCUGAACUCAGAGCAUUCUGCCCUUGGUGCUGGUGCUCUGGGCUCUCAUCAGCCCCAGCUCUCAGGGAGAUGUGGGACACUUGGAUACCCACAGGCACGUGGGAAGAGUGGCAGUGUGGGCUCUGAUUUGCAGUUUUUGGGAUUAAAUAAUUGUCAGCAGGACAAAGUUUGUUCCAGCCUCAGUUUUUCCAGCAAGACCCAGAGAAGUUUUUGCACUCAGGCAGAGCCCAUCAUGUCCUUCAAAGGUCCCAGUGCCAGCCAGGGCACCUUCAUCCUGCCCUCCUUCCCCUUGUCAUCCCCCAGGAACAGCCCCAAGCACCUCUCCUCUCCUGCUGCCUCUCCAGGGAAGUCCCAGGAGGAUCCCAGGAGCCUCUCCAGCUCCUGGCCUCUCAAAAGCUUCGAGGGGCUGCCUAAGCCUGGCUGCCAGAAGCAGCUGCUCAGCCAAAAGCCAGGAGACAACACAGGGGACAGCCCAAUGGACAAGCAGCUGGAGAGGCAUUCCCUGCAGCUGGAGAAGCCCCCCCUGCCCCUGGAGAAGCCCCCCGUGCCCCUGAGGGCUGCCCUGGGCAGGGCCCGGCCCGUGCCCCCCAUCCCACGCCUGCCCAGCCCCCGGGAGCCCCCCGGCAGCAAGGAGGGCACAGAGCUGCCAGCAGGGCUGGCCCAGCUGCACCUGGAGCCCCAGGACCAGGAGGAGAUGCAGAACUGCCUGCGCUCCCUGCGGAGCAGCGCAGCCAAGAAGAGAGCAAAGCUGAGCAGCAGCAUCGCCGACCUGGAGAGCCCCGACUGGGCGGUGAGAGUGGAAUUGUGCGGGGACUGCCCCUCCCCCGGCGCCGCCUCCUCCUCCGAGAGCGGCAUUUCCAGCCAGGGGUCGCCCGGCUCCCCCGCGGCCCCCCGCAGCAGAGAGUCAGACACUUUCCCAGUGCUUGGCAGCAAAUCCCACCCUGCAAAAGACUCUCCAGCAAGGCCCAGAGACACAGAGGGGGCAGAGCAUCACCCCAGCACAGGCCCUGCAGAGCCAGUGCCCGGCCUUGCUCUGAAGAACGAUCUGGGUGUCACAUCUGAAGAUGUUGUUGUUGUUGGCAAAGGUGUUUUUGGGAGCCCUCCUGCCCCAGCUGCCAGCCUGUCCAUGCCCUGUGUGGCCAAUGGGGAUGGCCAGGCUGCCAGGGAGGGAGCAGAGGCAGCCCCAGGGAGAAGCUUCCAGCAGAGCAGCGUUUCCCACUGCCAUAGCCCUGCAGGGAGUGGAGGAGAGGUAAAAGUGACCUUGUCAAAAUCUGCUCAGGAGAAGCUGAGGAGGAAGAGGAAAGAAGACAAAGAACAAAACCAUAAAGAGCAGCAGGAAGGCAAAGCCUUGGAAGGGAAGGAGGAAUUCCCUUGGGAAAGGAUUAGACUGAGUAUGAGUGAACCAGAGAAACUCACAGCAGAAAGGUUUAAUCUCUGUGGGGAUUUACUGACAUCACCAAGAAAUGGAUCUGUGUCCUUAGAAAAUGUGGCCUUGAACCCUUCCCUGAAAAGAACAUCCAGUUUGAAGAGGUCAAAGUGUCCAUCCUUCCUGGAUUCUGAGGUGACGCAGAGCCCCGAGGUGCUGGACCCCGGUGAGCUGCAGCCCUUCCCCCGGCCCGAGGCGGCGCUGGCAGAGGCGCUGGCGCUGCUGGCUGACCACGACUGGGAGAAGAAAAUUGAAGGUCUGAACUUUGUCAGGUGCUUGUCUGCCUACCAUGCCCCUGUUCUGACUGCAAAGCUCCAUGAAACAACUCUGGCUGUGGCUCAAGAGGUCAAGAAUUUACGCUCAGGUGUUUCUCGAGCUGCUGUGGUCUGUUUAGGGGAUUUGUUCACCCACCUGAAAAAGAGCAUGGAUCAAGAACUAGAUAAUGCAGUAAAAGUCCUUUUGCACAAAGCUGGGGAAUCCAACACUUUUAUAAGGGAAGAGGUAGACAAGGCACUGAAGGCCAUGGUUAAUAAUGUGACUCCAGCACGUGCACUUUGUUCUCUUAUAAAUGGAGGGCAAAGGCACCUGCACUCUGCCGUCAGGAGAUGCACGGCGCAGCACCUGGGCCAGCUGGUGCAGCGCCUGGGCCCCGAGCGCCUGCUGGCCGGGCCGCGCCCCGCCGCCGAGCGCCUGCUGCCCGCCCUGGCCAGCUUCGUGCAGGACAGCUCCCAGCACACGCGGUACCACGGGCGGAGGAUGCUCUUCAGCAUGAUGGCUCACCCUGACUUGGAUAAAACACUGGAGAAGUUUGUGCCAGCCAAGGAUUUGCCUUACAUUAAGGAAACUGUUGGCAGCCUACGAGAGAAGGGCCUGGGGGAGAUGCCCUUGGACACACCCUCAGCCAAAGGAAGGCGUUCCCAGACUGGAAAUGUUGGACAUUUGAGGUCGUCCUCUACUUGCAGAGAUGCUCCCAUCAUCCCAGACAGGUGGGAGGAGGCUGUGCGGGAGGAGCGUGUCGCGGCGGCUGACGGAGCGCCAUUUCCCGCUGCCAGGGAGGGCGCGGAGGCGCCGGGAGCGCCGCGCAGAGCGGGUCCCCGCGGCGAGGAGCAGCUGCGGGAGCUGCUGCGGGCUCUGGGCGCCAGCGAUUUCCGGCAGCGCCUCGGGGCCGUGCGGCGGCUGCAGCGCCAGGCGGAGAGCAGCCCCGCGCUGCUGCUCGGCAACGUCCUCACGAAAUGUUGUUUGACUUGCUCAAAUAGUGAUCCCGGGUAUUUGCAAAUCCCAGAAUCCCAGAGUGGUUUGGGUCAGAAGGGACCUUACAGAACAUCUGUUUCCACCCCUGGGGACGGCAGAGCCAGCAUCUGCCCAGGUGGACAGCUGGGGUGUACCAACAGAGCAGCCUGUGAGCUUUGCCCCUCGGGCACUGAUUCCCAGUCCCACAGAGCUGCUCGGGUGCUUUUCCAGAUCUUUGAUGCUUUCAAGCCUCGCUUACACGACUCCAACAGCAAAGUGAACCAGGUGGCUUUGGAGGCCCUGCACAAGAUGAUUCCAGUGCUCAAAGACAGUUUAUCACCUGUGAUCAACAUGCUAAUUCCUGCCAUAGUGGACAACAACCUCAACUCCAAAAAUCCAGGGAUUUAUGCAGCUGCCACGAAUGUUAUCCAGGCUCUAUGUCAACACUUAGACACCUCCCUGCUCCUGCAGCCAUUCUGCACAAAAGCCCAGUUCCUGAGUGGGAAAGCAAAGCAGGACCUGACUGAAAAGCUGGCAGAGCUGGUGCAGGAGCUGUACCCACGCAAGCCCUGCGCCGUGGAGCAGAAGGUGCUGCCCGUGCUGUGGCACCUGCUGGGCAGCGCGGCCAGCAGCGGCUCCGUGCCCACGGCCAGCCUGGCCCGGGCCCUGUGGGCACAGAUGGGCCCCGGGCUGCUGGCCCACGCUGCAGCCCAGCCCCUGCACAUCAGGAAGAGCCUGGAGGAGCUUUUGGAAACAGCAACGUAAAAUGGCCGUGCCUGCAGGUGAAGGUGCAGCGCCGCCCGGGGCGGGCACAGCGCGGGCAGGGACGGGCCCUGUGCUGCCCACAGUGCUGAGGGGCUGGGGGAGAGCCCUGGGGCCGGGCUGGGCUGGGACAGCCCGGGAGCUGAGCUGGACAAGCGCGGGGAGCUGAACUGGGCCGUGCUGGGUCAGCCUGCAGGACUGAACUGGGCCAGUAU